GAGAUUUGAGAACCAAAUCAGCUGUUUCGUGUUGUGUUGUGUGAAGGUGCGUUUGAAGUCGUUAUUUAAAAAUUUCAUUACUUUUAGUAUAAUUAAGUGCAAAAGAGUGGGUUUUAGUUAAACUGGUUUCUGAAUGUAAUGUGACCUCGCAUUGGACAACUUCUAAGCGAAAGUUUACACGUUCAAAUCGAUGGCCUCCCACAAUACGGACGACGAAGAGGAGCCGGAUUGUAAAAAUUCGCCGUUGAGUUACAAGGAGCGUCGUCGCGAGGCACACACUCAAGCCGAACAAAAACGUAGAGAUGCCAUUAAGAAAGGCUACGAUACUUUACAAGAAUUGGUGCCAACAUGUCAACAAACCGACGUCUCCGGUUACAAACUGAGCAAGGCGACCGUACUACAGAAAUCGAUCGACUACAUCCAGUACUUGCAGCAGCAGAAAAAGAAGCAGGAGGACGAACGGAACGCGUUACGAAAGGAAGUCGUCGCCUUACGCAUCAUGCAAACGAACUACGAACAAAUCGUCAAAGCGCAGCAGUCGCAGCCUAGCCAUACCGAGACUCGCGUAUCGGACGAAGUUAAAUUUUCCGUCUUUCAACUGAUAAUGGAGCAGCUGUUUAUGACGUUUCGUACGGUCUCCGUAAAUAACUUUUCGGAACUUUCCGCCGGCGUAUUCAGCUGGCUCGAGGAGUACUGCAAACCUCAGACUCUCAAAGAUACCGUCCUACGCAUACUGCAGCGACAUAACAUUAUGAUGCGCGAUCAAUCCUCAAAUUAAGUGAUAUUCUUAUUUUUUUUAUUAAUAUUGGAAUUAUAUGCUAGUUUUUUAUGUAGAGUUUAAUAAACUGUUGAACAGACA
Photinus pyralis (common eastern firefly) is the source of this 859-nucleotide messenger RNA. RefSeq names its product max-like protein X (gene bigmax). The coding region runs from base 191 to 778 and encodes 195 amino acids. The transcript is spliced from 2 exons. The record is from RefSeq and is a predicted model, not a curated record. Gene Ontology annotation, biological process: regulation of transcription by RNA polymerase II. NCBI's taxonomy places the organism in Eukaryota, Metazoa, Arthropoda, Insecta, Coleoptera, Lampyridae. Gene Ontology annotation, molecular function: DNA-binding transcription factor activity, RNA polymerase II-specific; protein dimerization activity; RNA polymerase II cis-regulatory region sequence-specific DNA binding. Gene Ontology annotation, cellular component: nucleus.